UUUAAAUGGUAAAUACAAUCUGCUAGUAUUUCUAUGAUCAUAGCUUUCCAUGUAUCUAUGUAUUGUUUUAUAGAUGCCAAAAGAGAAAUAGAGAAGCAGAUGGGUACUGCUCUGAUGGAUUUGGAUCAGAAUAUUCGGUCCAUGUCUGCAAGGCCUCGUCGUCCUGGAAUGUUGCGGAGAUCGGUUAAAUAUAAACAUCGCUAUUAUACUGCUUUCUCACCUGUAGGGAACUUUGAAGAGGAAAUCCGCAGUCCACUUUGCAAUUCAAAAUCAGAAAAUUCUGACCUGAAUGUUGAAUUGCAAGAGAUGGAAUUGAGUGUGGCCAAUGCAGAGAACAAGGUUAGUGAACUUUUGGACCACUUGUUUACCAGUAAUUGUGAUGGAGAUGAAACAGUCAAUCUUCUCCAAGAGAGGUUGCAGAUUAAACCUAUUGAUCUGGAGAAUAUAUGCCUUCCUGACUUGCAAGAUAUUCAAAAGAUAGAUUUGAAGUCUUCUACAGAAAGCUUGGACAAGCCUAAACACUUGCUAUCGGACAUACAAAGUUUGAUGAAAGGGUUCAGUAAAUAACACGGAAACAAAAGCCUGAAACUUCAGUUAAUCAGUUAGUUUCUCCCACUCCAUCAAGAAGUCCAUUGGCUUCAAUAUCGUUACUGAAGAAACAAAUAUUGCAGUCUAAUGUACUAACUGAUCCAUUUUCAACUGAUGAUGCUAAUCAAUCACCAAUGAGAAAUGCAUCUGGCAUUGAAAGUAAUAGUAAACAAUCUGAUCAAGUUAUUACAGAGAAGGAACUAAGAGUGUCUGACAACAAUGAUAGACAAACACCGCAACAGCAGCCAGAGAGUUCAGCUCUUAAUUUAGCUUCUCCUACACCUCCAAGAAAUCAAUUCGCUUCAAUAUCAUUGCUAAAUAAACAGUUGCAGUUGCUGCAGUCAGAUACAGAAUGCGAUGCCUUUUCAACUGAUAAUAUUGAUCAAUCACCUAGGAAAAAUGAAUCUCCUAUUGGAAGUAUCAAUAAACAAUCUAGCCAGGCUGAUGAAAUGGAACUCAUCAAGUCUCAUCUGCUGAGGUCUCCAUUGUUAGAAGCAAAUCAAACUGCUAAUGCAAGUUCUGAGCUCGAUGGGAGAGAUUUUGCUGGUCUCUUUGACAGAUCUGUAAAUGAUAAUGCAAGAAGGUUUGAUUGUGGUAUUAGUGCAUCUAGUGUAUCUCAGACCAACUUAGAGAAUAACAGUUUAAGGACUGGAACGGAAUCAGAUAAUCAUGCAAUUCAAUCAAAUGAAUUUGGGGGAAGGGUGGAAGAUAUAUCACUGGAAGAAGUUGUUCCUUCUCAGAUCCAAGUUAAUGUGGAAGGCUCAACCAUUGAUAACUCAGGUGCCAUUCAGAGAGAGUCGGAUGAAUCUAAUCCUGCUAUUGAUGAGGACCAUUCCAUGAAUGAAUCUUUAAAAGUAGCAGAAAGUGGUGAGCGGCUGCAUGAGCAACAGAAUAAGGCCAAAGUAAAACCACUGCCAUGCAAUAGACCAAAGGGGAAAGCACUUUCUGGAAGACAAAGCCUUGCAGGUUCUGGUACAACAUUCAAUGCAGAAGGGAGGAGACAAAGCACAAGGAUCAGGUCAAGACAUUUGGAAUUCUGGAAAGGUGAAAGAUUCUUAUAUGGACGUGUACAUUCAAGUUUGGCAACCGUAAUAGGGAUAAAGUAUGAAUCUCCGAGGAAGGGUGAUGGUCUCAAAGUGAAGUCGUUUGUAAGUGAUGAGUACAAAGAACUGAUUGAACAGGCUGCCAGGUUUUGAGAUGGCCGUAAUUGUUGUUUAUGGACUGACCAUGAAUCCGGGUUGCAAAGUAAGCUUAGCAUACUUUGAUGAACUGAUCACUAGACAUUAGUUCCCAGGAUCUCUCUCUCUCUUAUUCAAUAUAUGUAUGUUGUGCAUUACUUGUAGAACUAGUAGUUAUAUCUGUUGUGGACAAUAUUUGUUCAAUGUGAAUUUUUAUGAUGAUCUUUAAGAACUGAAAGCUAUUUACCAGACAAUAGAGCAUUUGUUUCCAA
This is a messenger RNA of Hibiscus syriacus, 2038 nucleotides long. RefSeq lists its product as uncharacterized. The record is from RefSeq and is a predicted model, not a curated record. Gene Ontology annotation, cellular component: kinetochore. Gene Ontology annotation, molecular function: centromeric DNA binding. Gene Ontology annotation, biological process: spindle attachment to meiosis I kinetochore; kinetochore assembly; attachment of mitotic spindle microtubules to kinetochore. The coding region runs from base 723 to 1784 and encodes 353 amino acids. Lineage: Eukaryota; Viridiplantae; Streptophyta; Magnoliopsida; Malvales; Malvaceae. The transcript is spliced from 8 exons.